AUGGAGGAGGAGUCUUUGCCGCCGCUGCCAGUGCAGAUCCAGAAGGUAUCGAACCUUUCAGAGGUCAAGUUCCCUUCGCGAGUGUCCAGCGAUGUUUUGCACUUGGACAGCGUGAAGCUUUAUCCUCAUAAAGGCAACCUCGGUGCUGAAGGGCGAAUGGCGUGUGCCGCUCAACCGCGAGCGGCCGGGGUUUGGCGAGGGGCACUGGAGGGUGCGACCCCCUCGGCCGCAGCGGCCAAAGUUCUGCCGCUGCUGCCGGGCCGCGUGGCCCUAGACGGAUGUGGCGCGCUUGCGGACACGGCACUCGCGUGCUCUUCCCUGCACUUCUUGCCCUCGGCCAUGCUGGAGGAAGAUGCGCGCAAGCGCCGGAGUGUCGCGGCACAGGAGCUCGGCGCUGCUUCCGGCCGAGACGUGAAGGUCUUCAUCUUGGCGGGACAGCUGGGCCAGGUCUUGUCACAUCAUGCUGAGCUCUUCCUGCUGGGAUGUGGUGAAGGCCGCUUCGAAUCGCUGCUUUGCCUGGUGCCUUUGGCUCACGCUCCAACGACUCGGGCUGUGCGCUUUGCUGUGGCACGGGAGACGCCCCUCGGAGCCCUCCAAGAGGUCUGGCAGGAAGUGGCCAUGGUGGAGCUCCCAAGGCUCUUUCAGCUGUCCGUGCGAAACGGUGGGGCAGGACUAGCGCUGCCGGGAAAGGAGAAGUUCUUGGUUGAGGAGGAGGAGGAGUUCUUGGUGAUCAAUUCGUGGCAGCGUGAGGAUGCAGACUCGGCACGCGGCGAUGUAUCAGAGGAUCGCUUGACUUUGGAACAGCUACUGUGGGUCGAGACCGUCCGGGCGCUGGCAGACACUGCCCCUUGUGCGGAGGUGCCAGUACCUGCCCUGCGGCUGAAGCUGGCUGAUGAGGGCUUGGCCUCAGCCGUAGACCUGUUGGAUGGCCCUGCGGAGCUUGGUGCGGGUGUGCCUCCCGACGAAGCUCCCCGCCUCGCUUCCUUGGCUUUCCUGCGACAGUACGCCACCAGAGCGGUGCUUCAAGAGGAGUUGCUGCCGCGGCUGCUGCCCAGUGGGGCCGGCACCUUCCGCGUCUUCAGCGCCGAGCUCACCACACGCGAAGGCAGUUCUCCUCUCAGGUCGUUGAGACCACCCAAGCCAAGAAGCCUUGACGAUCUCUUCAGCGAUUCCCCGGACUUUCGCAAGCCUUCACACUUUGCCUGCGGCGUGGAUGACGAGAACUUCCCAGAAGGCAAAGAUGAAGAUCCGCUCAUAAGGUAUGAUCUCACCUCUGUGCUGCUUCUCUGCGAGACAUCAGGAUUCUUGCUGGCCUUCCAUUGCUUGCAGGCCCAAGACCCUUGCUCAGUGUGA
Molecule: messenger RNA, 1353 nt
Organism: Symbiodinium natans
Lineage: Eukaryota; Dinophyceae; Suessiales; Symbiodiniaceae
Source: the annotation of a GenBank genome assembly